Messenger RNA from Drechmeria coniospora, 1068 nucleotides. RefSeq lists its product as uncharacterized. The transcript has a single exon. Gene Ontology annotation, molecular function: protein binding; metallopeptidase activity; deNEDDylase activity. Gene Ontology annotation, biological process: protein deneddylation. NCBI's taxonomy places the organism in Eukaryota, Fungi, Ascomycota, Sordariomycetes, Hypocreales, Ophiocordycipitaceae. The record is from RefSeq and is a predicted model, not a curated record. The coding region runs from base 1 to 1068 and encodes 355 amino acids. Gene Ontology annotation, cellular component: COP9 signalosome; cytoplasm.
AUGGGGUACGCAUCUCCCCUCCCUGCGGCUGCCGUGGCGGCAGCAGCUGCGCGUCGGCGAUGGCUGACGGGACCAGAGCUCGACAACAACGUGCAGCUCGUCGACCCGACGCAAGAUGCCCUCUACUACUACGACGCCGAGGCCCAGCAGGCGGCGGCGGCGGCGAAGCCGUGGGCGACGGACCCUAACCACUUCAAGUACGUCCGCAUCAGCGCCGUCGCGCUCGUCAAGAUGGCCAUGCACGCCCGCUCGGGCGGCGACCUCGAGGUCAUGGGCCUCAUGCAGGGGUACGUCGACGACGAGACCUUCGUCGUCACCGACGCCUUCCGGCUGCCGGUCGAGGGCACGGAGACGCGGGUGAACGCGCAGGACCAGGCCAACGAAUACCUCGUCGAGUACCUCGACCUCUGCCGCUCGCAGGGCCGGCAGGAGAACGUCGUGGGCUGGUACCACAGCCACCCGGGCUACGGCUGCUGGCUCAGCGGCAUCGACGUCGAGACGGAGGCGCUGCAGCAGCAGUUCCAGGACCCCUUCCUCGCCGUCGUCAUCGACCCGCACCGGACCAUCAGCGCGGGCAAGGUCGAGGUGGGCGCGUUCCGGACGUACCCGAGCGAGCACAAGCCGGCGGCCGAGGGCGGCGGCUCGUCGGACGGCAGGCAGACGGUGCCGCUCGCCAAGGCGGCCGAGUUUGGCGCGCAUGCGAGCCGAUACUACAGCCUCGAGGUGUCGCACUUCAAGAGCACGCUCGACGGGCACCUGCUGGACCUGCUCUGGCACAACUACUGGGUGCAGACGCUGAGCCAGAGCCCGCUGCGGACGAACGGCGACUUUGGCAGCAAGGAGAUGCUCGACCUGAGCUCGCGCAUCGGCGAGGCGACGACGCAGAUGGCGCGCCAUCGCGUCACGCAGAACCCGACGGCGCACUCGACGGGCUCGGCCGGCGGGGACGGGUCGGUGGAGAGGCUCGCCGACGAGAGCAACCUGAUGACGACGAAGGAGUGGUGCGGACUGGUGGCCGAGGUGGUCAAGGCGAAGCUGUUUAACGACGUCGUGGGGCCCGAGUCUUGA